AUGCCUUCAGAGAAGCAGAUUGGUCACGGGGUGGCUGCAGCCGAUGACGCCCACCCCAAGGACAUCCAGAUGGUCAACAUGAAGAUCCAGGAUGAGGCCGGCGAGCUUGCGGCUCAGGCUCUGAUGAUGGGCGAGCUCGACCAGGAGAGCGCACGCAAAGUGCGCCGCAAGAUUGACAUGCGCAUCCUGCCCUUCCUCUGCAUCACUUAUGCACUCCAGUUCAUCGACAAGACGUCUCUCGGCUACUCGUCGGUCUACGGCAUCAUUCCCGACAACGGGCUGGUAGGCCAGCAGUAUUCUUGGGCGAGCUCCAUCUUUUACUUUGGUCGCUUCCCUGUGGCCAAAUUCCUGGGUGUAAACAUCAUCCUCUGGGGUGCUGUGCUGCUCACAACUGCUGCGUGCUCUUCGUUUGCGGGACUCGCGAGCGUGCGCUUUAUUCUAGGCAUGACCGAAGCUACCAUUUCCCCAGGCUUCGUUGCCGUCACGGGUAUUUGGUGGACACGUCAAGAACAAGCAGGGCGAUCGGCGCUUUGGAUCUCUUUUCUCGGCGUGGGUAGCUUCGUUGGUACCUUGUUGGCCUAUGGAAUCGGGCACAUCCGCGGCGGCCUUUCGACUUGGAAGUACAUUUUCCUCAUUCUCGGUGCAAUGACGGUCGUGUGGGGUGUCAUAUUCACGCUAUUCGUUCCUGAUUCUCCAGCUCACGUCUCCUGGCUCAACGAGAAUGAAAAGGUGGUCGCCAUCCAGCGUGUUGUCGAGAACAAGACAGGAACGAAAUCUCGGCGCUUUGUCAAGGCCCAGGUUGUCGAGGCCGUGACCGAUCCGAAGAUCAUCGUUCUCGGCCUUAUCUCCUUUGUCAAUGCUAUCGCGUCUGGCGGACUGGCUUUUGGCUCUUUGAUCAUUGCUGGCUUUGGCUUCGACCCUCUGACGACAACAUUGAUGAACCUCCCGCUUUCUUCGGUCCAGGUUGUCUCGCAGCUAUUCUGCGGUUUCUUGGCCAGCAAAGUCACCAACUCCCGUCUGCAUGUAGCCACCGCUGCGAUGAUCCCCCCCAUCAUAGGGACGUGUUUGAUCAACCAGCUGGACCCUUCCAACAAAUGGGGUCGCUUGGCCGGUGUUUGGUUGCUGGGUUCCUAUCCUGUGGGCUUUAUGGUCAUCCUUGGCUUGCUCUCAACAAACAUCGCCGGUAGCACAAAGCGGUCUGUCGCUUCAGGCUGGGUUUUUGUCUGCUAUUGCAUUGGUCAAAUCGCUGGCCCUCAGUUCUUCAAGAGCACAGAGGCACCUUCGUAUCACGGUGGUAUAGUUGCCAUGUUGUGCGGCUUCAUCCUCAACUUGGUGCUUAACCAGGUCUUGCGUAUUUUAUAUGUCCUCGAGAACCGCAAGCUUGACGCGUUCUUGCAAAGCAAGACGGAGGAGGAACUCGUUGAAUUGCGCAAACUGAGCGAGCAGCAAGGUUUCGAAGAUAUCACGGAUCACGAGAAUGUAAGUCUUUAUUUGGUCUCUCAAUUGGGUACACUGCUGACAAGGCGAAAAGGUUAUGUUCCGCUAUGCUCUGUAGAUAUCAACACGGAGGCCUUCGUCAUGUGGUAUGGAGGCAAACUACACGAGUGUCAUCCUGCCAUCAAACCAGCCUCUUAUCAAACACGAUAG
Microdochium trichocladiopsis is the source of this 1647-nucleotide messenger RNA. Its product is annotated as major facilitator superfamily domain-containing protein. Gene Ontology annotation, cellular component: membrane. NCBI's taxonomy places the organism in Eukaryota, Fungi, Ascomycota, Sordariomycetes, Xylariales, Microdochiaceae. Gene Ontology annotation, molecular function: transmembrane transporter activity. Bases 1 to 1647 code for a protein of 548 amino acids. The transcript has 5 exons. Gene Ontology annotation, biological process: transmembrane transport. The record is from RefSeq and is a predicted model, not a curated record.